Messenger RNA from Onychostoma macrolepis, 1114 nucleotides. Its product is annotated as splicing factor U2AF 35 kDa subunit. NCBI's taxonomy places the organism in Eukaryota, Metazoa, Chordata, Actinopteri, Cypriniformes, Cyprinidae. The transcript is spliced from 8 exons. Gene Ontology annotation, biological process: mRNA splicing, via spliceosome. Gene Ontology annotation, cellular component: U2AF complex; spliceosomal complex. The coding region runs from base 374 to 922 and encodes 182 amino acids. The record is from RefSeq and is a predicted model, not a curated record. Gene Ontology annotation, molecular function: metal ion binding; pre-mRNA 3'-splice site binding.
UUAUUUCAAAAUUGGAGCUUGUCGUCAUGGAGAUCGGUGUUCUAGAUUGCACAAUAAACCAACUUUCAGUCAGACCAUCUUGAUUCAAAACAUCUACCGUAACCCCCAAAACAGUGCACAGACAGCCGACUCUUCUCGCUAAGAUACUUCUCUGCUUCAUCAAAGCCCUAAGACCUUUACGUACCAGUUCUCUUGUCAUCUUGGAUGGAUCUCUGACCUCUCCUGCUGACCCCACUCUCCCCAAUUCACUUGUUUUCAUGGAUUGCCUAAUUUAUAAUGUUGAUAUCUCAUGUGGUCUGUAGACCUGGAUGCUAAACAGUCGUAGAGUUUCUUUUACAAAGAUGCACAUUUUGUAUUUCAGACUAUUGUCCUCAUGAACAUAUACCGUAACACUCAAAACUCUGCCCAGUCUGCUGAUGGUUUACACUGUGCUGUUAGUGAUGUGGAAAUGCAGGAACAUUAUGACGAGUUUUUUGAGGAAGUCUUCACAGAAAUGGAGGAGAAGUAUGGAGAAGUCGAGGAGAUGAAUGUGUGCGAUAACCUUGGUGAUCAUUUGGUCGGAAAUGUUUAUGUGAAGUUUCGGAGGGAAGAGGAUGCUGAGAAGGCUGUAUUGGACUUAAAUAAUCGCUGGUUUAAUGGCCAACCAAUACAUGCAGAGCUCUCACCAGUUACAGACUUCAGAGAAGCCUGUUGUAGGCAGUAUGAAAUGGGGGAGUGCACUAGAGGCGGUUUCUGUAAUUUCAUGCACUUGAAACCCAUUUCUCGAGAGCUGAGGAGAGAGCUUUAUGGACGUCAUAGAAAAAGACAUCAUUCUCGGUCAAGAUCUCGUGAAAGACGCUCUCGCUCUCGUGACCGCAGCCAUGGAGGUCGUGAACGCAAGAGGAGAAGAUCAAGAGAUCGUGAACGUUCUGGAAGAUUUUGAGCCAUGACACAGUUUUGCUGCCUAUGUUUUGUUGCUUAGUGUCAUCAACCAAUGACCGACAUUUUUGUGAGACAUCAAAUGCCAUCGUUACUUGCUUGAAACCUUUUAGUUUGUCACUUUGUUUAUUUACUUUUUUUUUGUGUACAUUUGAAAGAAUUUUAUUUCUCAUUAAAAGUGCAUUUUUAUAAAUUG